This is a messenger RNA of Olea europaea var. sylvestris, 1816 nucleotides long. RefSeq names its product aspartyl protease AED3-like. The record is from RefSeq and is a predicted model, not a curated record. Gene Ontology annotation, molecular function: aspartic-type endopeptidase activity. The transcript has a single exon. Lineage: Eukaryota; Viridiplantae; Streptophyta; Magnoliopsida; Lamiales; Oleaceae. Gene Ontology annotation, biological process: proteolysis. Bases 257 to 1699 code for a protein of 480 amino acids.
UGCUAUAAAUGUUGCAUGGGGGUUUCCCUUUUGACACUAUGAAUGGGUGAAUGAAACAAGGCACGUGCGUCUCUCAUUACCAAUUGAUAAUUGUUGACAACGUAUGUUGUGUCGUCCAAGUUUUUAUACGCAUUCUAGUUUUGGAAGGGAUAACAUUUUCCUGCAAUUAUGCUGUCAUUUAAGAACAUUUAUCUGAAAAAGUAAUUUUUUAUUCAACUAAAUUAUAUUUUCGAAGCUUUCACUCUCAUUCACGUGCAUGCAUGCCAAAAAUGACACUUUUAUCACUCACUUCCUCCAACUUCCUAUAAAUUUCUCUAUUAUCCUCGACACACACUUCACUGGACUCUGGUUGAGUAAAAUAAUAUCAAUGGAGUUAGCCAUUGUUGCAAUCCUGCUCAGUUCUCUUCUUUCCACAGCAUUGGCUUUUGAUCCAUGUGCUGAUUCUUCAGACCUUUCUGUAAUCCCCAUUUAUGGUAAAUGCUCACCCUUUAACCCUCCAAAACCUGCCUCUUCAUUGCUAAACACAGUCAUGAAAAUGGCCUCUAAAGAUCCUGAAAGAGUUUCCUAUUUAUCCAGCCUUGUGGCGGCACCACCGCAGGCCACCCGAAAAGGUGCAAGUGUUGUUCCAAUUGCCCCUGGUAAGCAGGUGCUGAACAUCGGAAACUAUGUUCUCCGGGCGAAGAUUGGGAAUCCGGGUCAGCUCUUGUUCAUGGUGUUGGAUACAAGCAGUGAUGCUGCAUGGGUUCCAUGCAGUGGCUGCACCGGUUGCGCUGCCUCCUCGGCCGUGUUCACACCAAAGGCCUCCUCCACUUACUCGUCUUUAGACUGCUCAGUCCCCGAAUGCACCAAAGUAAGCGGUGUCUCCUGCCCGGCCACUGACGCUGCCACUUCAUGCUCGUUCAACCAGUCCUACGGCGGCGACUCCUCUUUCUCCGCCAUUCUGUCCCAUGACACACUCUGGCUAGCCAAUGAUGCCAUUCCGAAUUACGCUUUUGGAUGCAUCAAUUCGGUUUCCGGAGGGUCAGUACCGCCCCAGGGGUUAUUGGGCAUGGGUCGGGGCUCCAUGUCAUUACUCUCACAAUCCGGGUCCCUUUAUUCAGGUGUAUUCUCCUACUGUUUACCAAGCUUCAAGUCCUAUUACUUCUCAGGUUCGCUCAAACUCGGACCCUUGGGUCAACCCAAGAACAUCAGAACCACCCCACUUCUCAAAAACCCGCAUCGUCCAUCCCUAUACUACGUGAACCUCACCGGAGUAAGUAUCGGCAAGGUCCAGGUCCCCAUAGCCCAAGAACCCCUAGCAUUUGACCCAAACACAGGAGCAGGUACCAUCAUAGAUUCGGGCACGGUUAUAACCCGUUUUGUUCAACCCGUAUACAAUGCAAUUCGGGAUGAGUUCAGAAAACAGGUGAAAGGGCCAUUUAGCUCACUUGGGGCAUUCGAUACCUGCUUUUUGGCCACAAAUGAAGAUAUAGCUCCACCUGUAGUUCUCCAUUUUACAGGAAUGGAUUUGGUGCUGCCAAUGGAGAACAGUUUGAUACACAGUAGUUCAGGUUCUUUGGCUUGCUUGGCUAUGGCAGCUGCACCAAAUAAUGUGAACUCUGUGUUAAAUAUUAUAGCCAAUUUCCAGCAGCAAAACCUGAGGAUCUUGUUCGACACUGUAAAUUAUCGCUUGGGUAUUGCUCGUGAGCUUUGUAAUUAGGUUUCUUUUCAAAUCCAUCAUCAUCUUCUAUAUCUCUGUAUUUGAACGAAAUUGAGUAUUGCGUUAUCUAGAUGUAUUCAAAGUAUUUUUGUGUGCACGAGUUCACAGUGCCCUUUA